Balaenoptera ricei (Rice's whale) is the source of this 551-nucleotide messenger RNA. RefSeq names its product ADP-ribosylation factor-like protein 1. Gene Ontology annotation, biological process: intracellular protein transport; vesicle-mediated transport. NCBI's taxonomy places the organism in Eukaryota, Metazoa, Chordata, Mammalia, Artiodactyla, Balaenopteridae. The transcript has a single exon. Gene Ontology annotation, molecular function: GTPase activity; GTP binding. Gene Ontology annotation, cellular component: Golgi apparatus; cytoplasm. The record is from RefSeq and is a predicted model, not a curated record. The coding region runs from base 16 to 417 and encodes 133 amino acids.
UUUGGAACCUGGGAAAUGAAGAUUUUAAUUUUGGGAUUAGAUGGAGAAGGAAAAACUACAAUUUUGUACAGAUUACAGGUUGGAGAAGUCAUUACUACUAUUCCUACCGUUGGAUUUAAUGUUGAGACGGUAACAUACAAGAACCUAAAAUUCCAAGUCUGGGAUUUAGGAGGACAGACAAGUAUCAGGCCAUACUGGAGAUGUUAUUAUUCAAACACAGAUGCAGUCAUUUAUGUAGUAGACAGUUGUGACCGAGACCGAAUUGGCGUUUCCAAAUCAGACUUAGUUGCCAUGUUGGAGGAAGAAGAGCUGAGAAAAGCCAUUUUAGUGGUGUUUGCAAAUAAGCAGGACAUGGAACAGGCCAUGACUCCCUCGGAAAUGGCAAAUUCACUUGGGUUACCUGCCUUGAAGGGCUGAAAAUGGCAAAUAUUCAAAACUUCAGCAACCAAAGGCACUGGCCUUGAUGAGGCAAUGGAAUGGUUAGUUGACACAUUAAAGAGCAGACAGUAAUUCAGUCACUUCUGCUCCUCUGAAACUAAGACCACAUCACA